GAGCAGCUCUGCCACCUGCGUUUGGGGUCGUGGGGAAUCGGGGCCACGCUGUGCAGAUGUUAGCACUACCCUUAAUUGCUACUCAGUUAAGCAGAACGGGGUGGAUGUUGCCGGGGUGCCAGCAUCACGCUCUGCUCUUUGCUGCGACCACUUCGAGGCGGAAACUCGAGGGGAGCUUGGGUUUCUCUUCUCGCAAAGCUUUUUGCUUUAAUUAUUAACUGGUGCCAGGCAGCGCUGUGGCUUCUGGCUGGAGAUAAGCCAGGGGCUGGUGAGGGACUGGGGGGAGCCCGGUGGCCAGCAGCUGCCCCCCAUGCCCUGGGCACGCAGCCCCUCUGUGGUGGCUCCUGCAGCACCCACAAUCGCAGAUGGGGUGCGGGAGCUCCAAUUUGGGGGGGAUGAGGGAUUUGGGGCAGGCACAGAGUCCCCGGGAGCCAUCGUCUGGCUGUUGUGGGAUGUCUCCCUGCUCCCGGCCGUGUUUGUCAGCGGUGAGGCUGCUCUUGUCCCGGGCUGGUGGAGGCAGACGGGCACCGUCGGGCUAAAAAUAACACCAGUAAAUAAAAUGCUUCCUCCUGGCCUGGCACGCAGGAGCGAAGGCGCAGGGAGCUUGGAUGUGCCCAGCUGCUGCUCCAUGGCAGAGCCUGCAAGGUUCUGGGCUGGUGCCACCAGCUCCUGGCCCAGCUGGACCCUUCUGCCCGGCUUCUGGGGACACGGUGGCCCUUGGCAUCCCCGGUGCUGGCAGUGGGAUGUCACAGGUGGGUGCUGGAAGGCUGGAUCCUGGAGUGACGUGCCGAUGUCCCGCGACGAUGCCCGUGUCUGCCCUGUGCCCUGACUCCGUGCUCGCUCAGCCUUUCCACCCACAGCGCGGGACUCCCACGGGGCCGUCACGCCUGGCACGUGCCCCGGGGCCACCGGUGACGGGCUGGAAGGGCGCGGGACACGGCAUCCCUCUCACAGCCGUGUCAGCCCCACGUGCCCGGGCAGCGAGGUGUCAGCAGGAGCCAACCGCCCACGUAGGGCUGCUCACGGUGGGGCACCCCACUUCACACACACACACCCCCACUCCCCCCGGGUCUGGGGCACCGAGCUGCCAUGGGGCCAAGCUGGGUGCCAGGUCCAGCAGGAGCUGUGAUGCGGUGGGAAGGGGGGGCCACCACAGUGGGUAGCAGGGGACACAACCCCAUCCCUGGUCCCCUGUGAUGCCCAAACCCCUUAGGAAGCCAUCCUAAUCCCCAUCCCUGCAGUGAUAGGGCCCUGAGAAGGUUUGGCUUCACCUUCCUCUUCCUCUUCCUCACCUGUGUCCUACCUGGGGGGGUGGUGUCAGCUGAGGCUGCCUGGCCCCUCCCUGGGCUGGGCAUGGCUAUAAAAGCCUAGUACCAGGCAGAGGGUGGCACAGGGAGCUGGGAGCUGUUGACAGGCACAGUCACAGCAGCAGAGAUGGCAACGCUCUACCCUUCCCUGGAGGACAUGAAGGGCCACCAGAUCUUGCAGGCGCAGGCAGCUGCCGGGGUGAGGACCCCCGCCACGACGGUGGUCACGGAGAAGCCAAAACUCACCUCGGGCACCAGCAAUGCAGCACCACCCAUGCUGUACCCCAACCUGGCUGAGCUGGAGAACUACAUGGGACUUGCUCUCUCUAGCGAAGAGAUCCAGAAGAACCUGCUCCCAGAUGACAGCACCGCACUGACCCCCGCUGGGACCUCCCCAGGCCAGCUGGUCGCCCCCCUGAGCGGGAAUAACGCGGGGCUGCGGCGGGCAGAGAUCAAGCCGGGCGUGCGGGAGAUCCACCUCUGCAAGGACGAGCGGGGCAAGACGGGGGUGCAGCUGAAAAACGUCGACCAGGGCAUUUUUGUGCAGCUGGUGAAGGCCAACUCGCCGGCGUCACUGGUGGGGCUGCGCUUCGGUGACCAGAUCCUGCAGAUCAACGGCAAGAACUGCACGGGCUGGAGCAGCGACAAGGCGCAGCGGGUGCUGAAGAAGGCGUCCCCAGAGAAAAUCGUCAUGGUGGUGCGGGACAGGCCUUUCCAACGCACCGUCACCGUGCACAAGGACAGCACUGGCCACGUCGGCAUCGUGGUCAAGAAGGGGAAAAUCGUGUCGCUGGCCAAGGACAGCUCUGCUGCCCGCAACGGCCUCCUCACCCACCACUACAUCUGCGAGGUGAACGGCCAGAAUGUCAUCGGCAUGAAGGAUAAGCAGCUCAUGGAGGUGCUGGCAGGGGCCGGGAACGUGGUGACACUGACCAUCAUCCCCACCGUGAUCUACGAGCACAUGGUCAAACGGCUCUCGGCGGGGCUGGUGAAGUCCACCAUGGACCACUCCAUCCCUGACCUCUGAGGUGAUUGCUGCCAUCCCGGGGGGCCAACACCAGCGUGGGCAGCCCCCGUGGCCAAGCCUGCACGUGCUCCUGGAAGCUUGGGGGGGACUGCUGAAGCUCCCCCCCGCAGCGUCCCCAAAUGAAGUUGUUUUAGCACAAGAGCUCUCAUCCCUACAAAGGCUGGUGGCUGCGGGGAGGAGCAGGGGGACCACCAGCUCAUGAUGUCCCACGUGUUCCCCUGGCCCUCUCAUCAGCAGGGACGCGACACGACCCCCCUCUUCCUGGGGUCCCCGUGUCCCCCUGUGUCCCCGCUCAGGCCAGCCCCCCUCGGGGCGGACGCCAAAGGCUGGCUCCAGCCAAAGCAGACACAGACCCAGCGACGUUUAUUACAUCCACCACAGACAGCGAGUACAGGACCAGGGGAAACAAGAAAAGGGGGGGGGGUUACAGCUUUUUCAGUUCUGUAUUUAAAAAAUAUAUUAUAUAGAUUUGUCUUUCAAAUAUAAUCGUUACAUUUAUUUCUUGGCAAAGCUUUGGAUAGUCUAACA
Messenger RNA from Calidris pugnax (ruff), 2862 nucleotides. RefSeq names its product syntenin-2-like. The record is from RefSeq and is a predicted model, not a curated record. Bases 1435 to 2334 code for a protein of 299 amino acids. Gene Ontology annotation, molecular function: protein binding. NCBI's taxonomy places the organism in Eukaryota, Metazoa, Chordata, Aves, Charadriiformes, Scolopacidae. Gene Ontology annotation, cellular component: plasma membrane; cytoplasm. The transcript is spliced from 9 exons.